AUGUUUCAAUUAGAUGCUCUUAUUGAUACAUCUGUUUUACCAUCAAAUGUAAUGUCAUUACGUGAUGAUAAAUUUAUUGAUCUUGUUAAAGCAGAAGCCGGUGAUGGUGCUGCAGCUCUACUUGAAAUUCAAGGUAUUAAUUGCGUAAAGUCAUUGUUGAUGACAUCUAAUAUUUAUUCUAUUAUGGACGUGAAGAGUAAAAGUCUAGAUGGUUUCAAAAAUAAGUAUGGUUAUAUGCAAGACGAUGGUACAUUUGUUAUACAACCUGGAAUAAAAGGAAAUACCGAAUAUCUUAUUGAUUUGUUAAAAAAGAAAUGUAUUGAAGAUGCCAAAGAAGCUAAAUCUUCAAAAUAUUGUCAAUCAUCAUCGUCAACAAUAGCAAAAUCAACAUCAUCUGUUCCAUUAAAUAGUUCACCAGAAAAAAUAUCAACCAAAUGUUCUAAUUUAUCAGUUGGUCAACAUAAAACAUAUAUUAUUGAUACAUUGAAUAGCUGGUGCAAAAACAAUAAAUCAAAAUUUAAUUUAUCACAAUUAUCUUUAAUUGAAGGUCAACAUUAUUUUAUUUCGUUUUUUAAUGAUCCAAGUGGUGCGUUAAAAUGUGAUAUAAAGUGCUGUUGCGAAAAAUGGUCAUCAUUAACAUUAAGACGUGGAAAAUUUCAAUUGUCAAAUUUCUAUCGUCAUCUUCAAGGUUUAAGUAAUGUAUGUUCCGAAUUGGAAAAAAUGAUAAAUAAUCCUCAAUUACAAUUACCAUCAUCAACAAAUACUCAACAAUCAUUACCAACAUCAGAUAAUGUACCUCAGCAAGUCGUAUCACCAACUUUUAUAUCUAUUAUACCACCAUCAAAUACAACUCAACCAAAUUCAUAUUUAUCCACAGUAUCUUCGAUCUCAAUAUCAACAGAUAAUGAUGAAAACAUUAUGCAACAAUCAUCAUCAUUAAAAACUAAAAAACAAGUGAAAAGAAAAGUUCAAACUAUAGAACCUUCAUAUAACACAAGAGAACCAGCAAAAAGAAUGAGAAGAAGAUAA
Rotaria sp. Silwood2 is the source of this 1029-nucleotide messenger RNA. NCBI's taxonomy places the organism in Eukaryota, Metazoa, Rotifera, Eurotatoria, Philodinida, Philodinidae. The record is from the annotation of a GenBank genome assembly.